AUGGUUAACAAGCCCAUACGAUGCGCGAACAAGGCCGCUGAGAGCGCGUCCGCACGUCUCUGCGCUGGUCAUGAAGACACUCAUGUCUUCACAGAGUAUGAGCUCGGUGUCUCAUACUCUCCUGAUACGGAAGACGGAUCCGUAUCGACGGCAAUCGAAUCAAAGCCGCCUGCCAAGCGUGGCAUGGAUGAUGCUAUGCGUCGUAGCAUCUUUGGUUUAUCUGAUGAAUCAGAUGAACCAUCGCCGAAGCGAAGGCGCUCGAGGUCAGAAGACUCGGGCGCUAACAGUGGUGUCGGUUCUCCUAUUGACACCACUUCGCAACAAAGUGCCAGUACUUCUGUCGGCACGUUGCAAGAAGAGCGGGACCGCAAUGUGUUGCGUCUCGCUCCUGAAAAGAAGGCAUGGCUGCCUCCAAAGUCAGUCAUGGAUUGCUUGUCGGCGACGACAAGUGAUCGCUAUCGAACACGAUUGUACGAUUCGUCAAGGAUCAUUCACCUUGACCCCAGUGCGCAAAACUAUCGCGCUGAGAAUCUUCAUCGAUGCUUUCUUUAA
Messenger RNA from Peronospora matthiolae, 552 nucleotides. The record is from the annotation of a GenBank genome assembly. Lineage: Eukaryota; Oomycota; Peronosporomycetes; Peronosporales; Peronosporaceae.